GUGGGUGGCGGUGGGCGAGGCCAGUGUGGUCAUGGCGAUCUCGUCUCCUCAUCGCCAUGACGGCCAGCAGGCGAUCCAGCAUGGCGUCACCCAGCUGAAGGCUAGCAUCCCCAUCUGGAAGAAGGAAGUGUACGACACGCAGGAGGCCAGCUGGAAGGAGAACGCAGAGUGUUCGUGGUCAGCUCACAGGAAACACCACGCUGCCACGUCGUCCUCCGAGAACGUCUGAUUAUUAAUAAAGACUGAAGUCAUUCAGCAGA
Molecule: messenger RNA, 260 nt
Organism: Epinephelus moara (kelp grouper)
Lineage: Eukaryota; Metazoa; Chordata; Actinopteri; Perciformes; Serranidae
Product: molybdopterin synthase catalytic subunit-like
Exons: 2
Biological process (GO): Mo-molybdopterin cofactor biosynthetic process
Cellular component (GO): cytosol
Source: RefSeq, a predicted model, not a curated record